Molecule: messenger RNA, 4732 nt
Organism: Caenorhabditis angaria
Lineage: Eukaryota; Metazoa; Nematoda; Chromadorea; Rhabditida; Rhabditidae
Source: the annotation of a GenBank genome assembly
AUGACUGAAAACGAUGAUUCGAGGUUUGUUCUCCAGCGCGCUGAAAAAAAAAUAAAAAAUGGUUUUCAAUUUUCAAAUAAUUUAUUUCGCGGGCGCACACAAUCGCUGCGAGACCCUCCCCGCGAACCCAAAAUUUGAAAAAAUUCUUUUUUUUAUUUCCAGUUUUUUUUUCAUUUCCUAGACAAAACAAACACUAUUACAACGUCAAGUGCAUGCGGCCAAACAGCAAAAACACAUGUCCUCCCCCUCCAAACCAGCACCGCCCAUUUCCUUCCCCCCAAUAAUACUUUUUGGAGGAGGGAGUGAUUCAUUCAUAAAUAUUAGUGUGUUUUUAUUGAUUUUUGCCGUUAUUCAUUUUGUGUGCGCGACAAACUUGACUUCUAUAAUUAGAUAUUAUGGAUUUUUUUUUCAAAACUCAUUUUUCCAGCGUUUCCAUCGAAUUUGCUAUGUCAUGGCAGAAAUGCAUCAACAAAGGAGGAUGUCUUUAUGAAACUGUUCAGGUAAAUACAUAUUUUUCUCUGUUUUUGGGAAGGAAAACUUCUAAAAUCGAUAAAAAUGCAGCUGUUUUAUGAAAUUUCAGCGAAAUGCGUCAUAUUUAAAAUUUUAUGACGAAAAAUAAUAAGAAAAAGAAGCAAAUUUAUUUGUUUCUGGGAAAAUAUGACAAAAAGUGAUAAGGAAUUGGGCUAAAUCGGAAUUUCCCGGAAUUAAUUGAAUUUUAUGAAAUUAGAUAUCUGCCCUUCAUAUUUUCCUGUCAAAAAUAGUAAUCGUCAAAAAUAGAUUUUUCGUAUUUAUACUACAAAAUAAUAAUAAUACAAAAAAGGCGUAACCAAGAAAAAUAAAAAGAGAGACGCAGAGAUAUCAGAGAGAAAAUGACCUAAAUUGAAUUGUUUGUGUGUGUGUGUGUGGCUGGCUGGGCUGAGAUUGACUUUUUUUGAAAAAAAUGGAGAUUUUUGACAAAAUUCAGUAUAAAGUUGAUGAUAUUUUGUUGAAAAAUAAGGUAAAAAUCUUAAGCUUUUCCCUAAAAAUUUCAUUUUUUGCAGGCGAUUCGAUGGUUUCCCGUGCUAAUAGUUGCAAUUGCUUGUGGUUGGGGAUAUUAUGCGUAUAUUUAUGAAUUGAGUAUAAAAACAGUGGAUAAUUGGCCGCAACGAAUUGUGUAUAUUUUGGGAUUUCAUGUGUUGUUGGUGCUGUUUGUGACGUCAUAUUUUAAGACGAUUUUUACAGCGGCUGGAAAACCGCCGCCAGAGGUGAGGGGAAAAUUUUCAAUUAAAAAAUCUUAGCUCCGGGUUUAAUUAAAUUUUUGCAUUGUUGAAGCAAAGUCUUGUGGAAACUUUCAAAAUUGAAAAAUUUUAUUCUCCAAAAAAUUAUUUUCAUUAUCAGAAGAAUUCCAGUUAUUUGGUUUUUUUUGUUGAAGAAAAAAACAAAACAAUUAUUUUCGGCUAAAAAUAGAAAAUUGCAGACAUUUUAAAAUUUAAUUAAAAUUUUUGGUUAUAAAAAUUGCUCCCAAAAAUCAGGGGCUAAGGAUUGUACACUGAAAUUUUAAUUUCAAAAUCAUCAGAGCCGCGCCUAGAAAUUCGAAUUGUCAAGGAUCAGCGCCUAGAGAACCUAGUUUUCAAGGGGCCACGCCUAGAAAUGAUAUCAUUCAAGUAGCCGCGCGUCUAGGUCUCGCGUCUUGAGAGCUUCUAUGUCAAGUAGCCGCUCCUAGAAGUUCCAGCGCCUAGAGAGCCUGAAAGGAAGCUGUUCCGGAUUACGAAUGAUUCAAAUCAGGUUUAUUCAUAGGAUUUUGUUCAAAUUACUAAAACACGGCUCAAAUUACUAAAACAUGGAAUCCAAUAAGUUUUGCACACACAAACAUCAUCAACUUCAUGGAAAUUCGAAAUUAUCCCAGUUUUGUAACUUUUUUAAUGAAAAAAUAAAUUGUUUUUGACACAAAUUUUCAAAGUUAUUUUGACGAUAUUUGGUUUCAAAAUCUCUUUUUCUUCACAAAUAAUAAAUCUAAACGGAAUGUUGAAAUUCACAAAAGCGUUAAAAAAUUCCGACUUAAUGUAAAAUCAACACAAAUCAACACAACUUCAUGUGAAAAAUAAUAAUUUUUGAGUUGGAGUGGUCCGGAUGUAUUGAAAAAAAUUAUUUGAUAAUAAUUAUAUCGAAAUUUUGAAACGUAUUUUUUUGUUUUUGAAAAAUUAGAAUUUUUAAAUCAAAAUUUGACUCAAAAGCCGAAAUGAAACUAUUUUGAGCUCAAAGUUUAUCAAAAAUCGCAGAUUAUCAAGAUUUUAUAGCUGAAAAUUUGAAAAAAAAAAGAAGGGGGUUAUCCCUUUUGCCAGAAAUUUUCAAAAAUAGAGGUAUUUUAAUAAAAUAUCCAAUUCCAGUUCUGUUUCGAAGGCGAAUCGCUUGAUGAAAUCCGCUCAGCUCAAGACGACGAUCGAAAACUUCAAGCAGUUCUCCAACGAUAUGUUCAACAACGAAAAUUGCCGCUUCGAGUUCGAGGUUUCGAAAAUUCAGUGAGAUUUUGCGAAAAAUGCAAUUGCAUCAAACCCGAUCGAUCACAUCAUUGCUCAUUAUGUGGACAAUGUGUACUGUAGGUUACUGUACUUCAAGCUUUGGUUACUGUAGACAUUUUCAGAAAAUUCGAUCAUCAUUGCCCUUGGGUCAAUAAUUGUGUGAAUUUUACGAAUUAUAAAUUUUUUCUACUAUUUUUAGGGUGAGUUUUUUCUUUUUUACUUUAAAAAAAAUCCUUUAAAAAUAAAUAAAUUUUUUAAAAAUUCAGAUAUGGAUUCACAUUUUGCCUAUGGAUAUUUUUCACCGAUUUACCGUAUUUUAUCGAUUUUUGGAGGACCGAAUUCAGCGGAAAUCAGAUUACGGUAAGAUUUUACUGCCAGAUAAUUUUUUUUUACACGAAAAAAUAUUUCAGGGCGGUCGAUUUCAUCUACUUUUUCUGGUUUUUGUGUCGGGAAUGUUUGCUCUAUCACUUUCCGCACUAUUUUUCUAUCAUUUGUAUUUGACAGCCAAGAAUCGGAGUACUGUAGGUGAGUACGGUAGUUUUUAUUCGAAUUUUUUUGGAUACUGUAGAUCACAUUUUAGCCAUGUUUUUUGUCAAAUUUGAAUUUCGCGCCAAGAAUCUAUUAGAUUACUGUAUUUGGAAAUUUCCACGUGAACCAUAUUUUCGCGUCAGAAAAAGCUCCUACUGUAGAUCGAAAAUCCCGGGUUACUGUAGAUCAAAUUUCUAGUUUUAGAACAUCUGUUUGAUUACUGUAGCUCAGAUUUUUUGAAUACUGUAGAUCACGAAGGGGGGAAUGAAUUACAGUAGAUCAAAAGUGGUUUACUGUAUCCACAUUUUUGUGCAAUUUUUUUUCAAAUUUGAAUUUCGCCCCAAAAAAUCGCAUAAAUUACUGUAGAUCAAGAAUUCUCGCGCUAAAAAUUCUAGAUAACUGUAGAUCAAGGAGUACUGUAGAUUUUCGCGCCAUUUUUUUAUUUUUGGUUACUGUAGAUCAAAUUUUCCCGCCAAAACUUCAUAUUUUUCCAGAAUCCUUCCGUGCGCCUUUAAUCGACGGUCGCUACGAGAAAAACGCCUUCAACCACGGCAUCCGAGCAAAUUAUCUGGAAAUUUUCGGAGCUCGAAAAUUGUUUUGGCUCCUGCCAGUUUACACGACGUGAGUUUCUUCUUUUUUAUUUUUUUGUUCGGGAGCUAGAAAUUUUUAAGUUUUGCCUGUUCAAAAAAUCAAGCCACCCUGUUUUUCUGUUUUUCCACCACGUUUUCCUCUUUUUCUCUCACACCCUCCACCACACCAACACUCUCUCUCACCCCCUCCUUUUUCCUCUCAAUUUUUCAGUCUCGGAUCUGGUGUGGAUUUUGGAAUCGCUUGGAAUCGACUGAGCACUCCACCUGGCGCGGCUCCAAAUGCUCCGAUGAGCCCACGAAAUGUGGAGAAUAUUGAGAUUGGUGAAAUUCGACAGGCACUGAGUCCAACUGAGCAAUCAGAGCAAUCAGAAGAAAAUGGUGGAGGAUCGAAAAUGCAUGGUAGAGAAAACAAUGGGUGGCUUGGUUUUUGAGUUGAAUUGGUUUUCGCGCCAAAAAAAUUAAAUUUGAUUACUGUAGCUCAAUUUUUUGUUGUGAAUUCGGCGUAAUUUUGAAGAUUUUACCCCCCAAACCUCUACAGUAACCCUAACCUUUUGAAAAAUUGAGUGAAUGUUGUUGAAUGCGUCGCGGUCAUGCGAUGCGUGCUUCAUUUUCGUGCCAGAAAAUUUUUGAAUUGAAUUACUGUAGCUCAAAUUUUGUUUCUCAUAAUAUUUUCUCCCAAAUCUCUACAGUAACCCUAACUUACAGUACUCUCAAAAUUUGAAAAAAAAAAAGAAAUUAAUUUCAAAAAUUGUUUUCUGAACACAAAUGUCGUUGAGUGCGUUGCGGUCACGCGAUGCGUGUUCAUUUUCGAAAAAAAAAUUUGAAAAUGAAAAAAAAUGUCUUCAAAGUACGCAACGCGUGACCGCGACGCCUACAACGACAUUUUUGCCAACGUUUGUGUAUUUGACAAUAUGUACAGUACCUUUUAUAAAUUUAUUAAAAACACAAAUGUCGUUGGAUGCGUGCUUCAUUUUCAAAAAAAAAAUUUUUUCAAAUUUUUUUUCCAAAGUACGCAACGCGCAACCGCGACGCCUCCAACGACAUUCAAACAUUUUCCACUCGCCAAAAUUUCGCCUACUCAAAAUCCCCCAUUUUCCAGGCUCGGAGACGGUGUAA